AUGCCUUCACAGUCGUCGUGGCUCGAACUCCCCGAAGCGCUCACAGCUCUCCUCGUGCCUCUGCCUUACGUCUUCGCAUCGCUUGCUUACUUCAAUGCUGUAUCCCAGCAUCGCAAGUUACCUACCAGUCUGGCGGACACGAUGGUCGAUUCUAUCCCGUCCCCAAAAGACACCAAUGGUGGACAGCUGCUGCACGCUUGUACUCUUUCGUCGGCAACGCUGCUGCUUGUGGGCAUCAUAUCGAAGUUUCGUCUGACGACAGACGAGCCACUAGACAGGCGGAAGGCAUACAAUACUGCAGGCAAAUCCGAUAAGCCCAAAUACCAUGGCCCAACCUUGUUGUGGCGUGGUUUAUUACACGGCUUAGGCAUUUUGCUGCCCUUCUAUGCUACUAUGCAAUUAGGAGGUGCAAUGACGGCCCUCAUUCUCCUAGCAACUUUUACAGCAGGUUUGGGUGGUCUUGAUCAAAAGCCAGGAAAGCAAUCAGCGUGGGAGAACACGAAGCGAACCUUGCGGACAAGGACAGCAACGUACAGCACUCUUUUACUCGCAGUGCUUGUGCAUAGUUUCACCUCUACAGAUACGCCCGGAGUAGUACUGGGUUUUAUUGCGCUGACCAUGUCCAUAUCUGCCGUUCCGCCACCUCUCCCCACCACGGCAUGGUCCUUGGACACAUCGCAAACCCAAAAUGGUUGGAAUACGCAGACAUUGACCCGGGCAACUUUACCGAAACCAUCGUCUCCUCUUGUCAGCACCACACUAGAAGCUGACCUAACUCUCGCAACCGGUCUGGUCUUGACUUGCUUCACUGUUAUCUUUGCGCAAUUCUCCUCGGCUGCACCUUCUUUGUCCCAUUAUGCACUUGUGUUUUCAACCCUUUCAAUUGCAUCAGCCACUGCAGCAGUAUAUCUUGCAUCUCCCAGCGCUUUGCGCAGCCCCAGAAAGAUUGGCUUAGCGAUUGGCGGCCUGCUUUCGACAUGUUUUGCGCAGUUUGAGCAUCAAGCCUGGUACACCUUCGUUAUCUUCAUUAUCGUUCUUGGAGCAGUCGCUUUCGACACACGGGCAUCAGCUCCUUCUCAGACGUCAUCACACGACCACUCGCACGCGAAUCAUCGGCAUCCACACUCGCAUGAUCACGAUCAUCACCUUCAUGGCAACCAUUCCAGGAUAUCGGCUUUCAUCAUCGCACGCUGCGCCCCAGGCUCCAUCAUCCAUAGCGUGAUGAUUGAGAAGGACUCACGACGCAUUGCGUAUUUUGGAGUACUUAACCUAUCGUUCAUGAUGGUUCAAUUCUUCUACGGUUAUGUUAGUGGAUCGCUGGGCCUACUCACGGACAGCAUUCAUAUGCUUUUCGACUGCGCUGGUCUUGCGGUCGGCUUGGCAGCUGCAGUGAUGAGUAAAUGGCGUCCAAACGCCGCCUUUCCAUACGGCUACGGAAAAGUUGACACACUUUCCGGAUUUGCUAAUGGCGUGUUCCUCUUGCUAGUCAGUGUGGAGAUCAUUUUUGAUGCGUUUGAAAGGCUAUGGGAAGGCCAUGAGCUGCACAGGCUCAACGAGCUACUCAUCGUCAGUGUGCUUGGCUUCUUGGUGAACAUCGUGGGUUUAACAGCUUUCGGGCAUGCCCAUCACGGUCAUGGGCAUGAUCACGGCCACGAUCAUGGAGACCACGGACACUCUCAUUCCCACGAUAACGAAAACAUGCAGGGCAUCUUCUUGCACAUUCUUGCCGACGCUCUAGGUUCCGUCGCUGUUAUCAUUUCGACCCUUUUGACCAAGUAUUACGGCUGGUCUGGCUGGGACCCCAUCGCAUCAUGCAUCAUCGCAAUUCUCAUUUUCCUUUCCGCUAUCCCCCUCGUUAAGAGCGCUGGCAUGCGAUUGAUGCUCUCUUUGCCUGCAGAUGUCGAAUACGGUAUUCGCAACACAUUGCAGGAGCUCAGCUCUUUGAGAGGCGUGGUAGGCUAUGCUGUGCCGAAGUUCUGGAUCGAGGACGAGGGCGCGGCGCACGCUGAAGUGCACGCUCACGAGCAUGAGAAAUGCGAUCACGAUCAUGGAAACGGGCAUGCCCACUCGCACGGACACGAUCACGAUCACGAUCAUGAUCAUUCAGACCACCACGACCACACUCACGAUCACGAUCACGAGCACGAGCACGAUCAUGACCAUGACCAUGCGCCUCGCGGACAAAGGAUCCUGGGUGCUAUCCACAUCAUCGCUGCACGGGCUGCUGAUGUUGAAGAUGUUCGGGAACGUACAGAACAGUUUCUUAAAGGCAAAGGCAUGCAUGUGGUGUUGCAUGUUGAGCGGGAGGGCGAAGGCAACUGCUGGUGCGGUGGCGGCAACAAGUCGAAUUGA
Didymosphaeria variabile is the source of this 2352-nucleotide messenger RNA. It is a transcript of the gene MSC2, whose product is annotated as putative zinc transporter msc2. The transcript has 3 exons. Gene Ontology annotation, molecular function: zinc ion transmembrane transporter activity. Gene Ontology annotation, cellular component: membrane; Golgi apparatus. Gene Ontology annotation, biological process: intracellular zinc ion homeostasis; zinc ion transport; transmembrane transport. The coding region runs from base 1 to 2352 and encodes 783 amino acids. NCBI's taxonomy places the organism in Eukaryota, Fungi, Ascomycota, Dothideomycetes, Pleosporales, Didymosphaeriaceae. The record is from RefSeq and is a predicted model, not a curated record.